AUGGCCGUGCCGGAGACGACGCUCAACUGGCUGUACAGCGUCUUGACCAGCAACUACGCCGACGUCAAUCGCACCUACCACGAUGCCACCGAGGCGCUCGCCCAAUACCCGUCGCUCGCAGUGCGCACCGACGUCUACACGUACGAGAAUGGCGCCUCGCACCUCCUGCUCAACCUCAGCGGCACCCUGCCCGUCACCUUUCGCGGCGCCACCUACGGCUUCCCCGUCGCCGUCUGGCUGCCCUACGCCUAUCCGCGCGAGUCGCCCAUUGUGUACGUCAAGCCCGACAAGGACAUGCUGGUGCGCCCUGGUCAGCACGUGAGCGGCGACGGACGCGUCUACCACCCCUACCUCGCCCAGUGGGCCAAGUAUUGGGACAAGUCGACGCUGUUCAACUUCCUGGCCCUCCUGCGCGCCGUCUUUGCCAAGGAGCCCCCCGUCCGCUCGAGGCAGCCCCAGCCCCAGCCCCAGCCCCAGUACACGCUGAACAAUGCGCCCACCCAAGCAGGCCCUCCAUCGCUUCCUCCACCACCCGCAGAGUACCGCCGCUCGAUGCUGGCCACACCACGUCUGUCACCUUCGCCACCACCUUCGCAUGGCCCGCCAGCGCCACCCCCAAAGCCCCCGAAGCCACACGAGCAGAACAGACCAACUCCCCAACCCCAACACGACCGAUACGCGCAGCCUCCCCCACUGCCACCCCAUCCACCGCAACACCAACCCCAGCCGAACAGCCACGGUGCGCCGCCCUACUGGCAACAGCCAGGCCCCACACAAGCGCAGAGCACUCCACAGCGACAGAGGAGCUACGACUUCACACCAGCAACACCCGUGUCGAGUCGCCCACGACCCCAGGCACAGGCACAGGCACAGGCACAGGCACAGGCACAGGCACAGGCACAGACCCUCCAGUCCGGACCAUAUGGACUCGGGGGCCCCGUUGGUCCUAUCGCGCCUCAGCGCCAGCGACAAGCACCCAGCUAUCCAGCCCACGUGCAUUCAGAGCAACCCCUCGCACAUGGCGUACCGGCGCAGCAGUACCCAGGUCAACAUGGCCCACCUCAACAGCACGGUCAGCCACAGCCACAGCCACAGCCACAGCAGUACCGACAACCUACUCAGCAAUACCCGCCUCAGCUCCAGCAACACCAGCCAUACCAGCAGUUCCAACCGCCGCCCACACAAGCGCCACCGCCAACAAAGGCCGCGCCUGUCAAUCUCCUAGACGAUUCGCUUCAAGUCACCCUGCCUUCGCAACAGGGCAAUCAAACAUCCCUUCCCCUCCCUCCCGUGCCCCCAAACCCACAAAAGGACGCACUCCUUACAGCACUGAGCCAAGCUCUUGUCUCGCAGACCCGCCAGAUAGUAGCUUCGAAUCAGGCUGCAGUGGCGCCUCUUCGCGCACAGCAGCAAGCACUCCAGACUGCGUAUUCCCGACUGCAAGCCGAGCUGGGUGAAUUGCACCAGCUAGACGCUGCACUCGCUUCUAACGAACAGAUCCUGAAGGGGGCCAUGGUCGAAGCGGAUCGCGCAAUGGACGACGCGCGGCGGAGACACGCACCAGAUGUCGACGACGUUCUCGUAGCGCCUACCGUCGUAGGCCAGCAAUUGUACACACUCGCGGCCGAAGAGAGGGGCAUCGCUGACGCUCUGUUCGUCUUGGGCAGAGCUCUUGAUAGGGGACGAAUCACUGCAGAUGUCUUCGUCAAGCAAACGCGAAGUCUAGCCCGGGAGCAGUUCUUGAAGAAGGCGCUUAUCAAGAAGAUUGCAAAGGGGAUGGCGCUGGACGAAUACCAGAUGCGGUGA
Ascochyta rabiei is the source of this 1806-nucleotide messenger RNA. Its product is annotated as suppressor protein stp22 of temperature-sensitive alpha-factor receptor and arginine permease. Bases 1 to 1806 code for a protein of 601 amino acids. NCBI's taxonomy places the organism in Eukaryota, Fungi, Ascomycota, Dothideomycetes, Pleosporales, Didymellaceae. Gene Ontology annotation, molecular function: ubiquitin binding. Gene Ontology annotation, cellular component: ESCRT I complex. The transcript has 5 exons. The record is from RefSeq and is a predicted model, not a curated record. Gene Ontology annotation, biological process: protein modification process; protein transport; endosome to lysosome transport.